Messenger RNA from Effrenium voratum, 1632 nucleotides. NCBI's taxonomy places the organism in Eukaryota, Dinophyceae, Suessiales, Symbiodiniaceae. The record is from the annotation of a GenBank genome assembly.
AUGCGGCUGAAAUGUUGCAAUCAUCAGCUGUGUUUGGUGAGGAAGCCGACGGUGUUAGCCAUUGAAAGACUGUGGGCGACGAUAGUUCGCUUGGGUCAUCUCAUGGAGACACACUCCUUUCGGCGAGCCCUGGCAACUGCACUGGUGGCGCUGAUUCAAGAAGAUGGGCAGUUCGUUCGAGUACCAGUCUAUGAGUUGCCGGAGGACAUGGCCCUUUGGAGGCAGCGCAGCGAGUGGCUGAUGCGGGGCUUCAUCACAACGAGCAAGAACACAGCAAGCUCUUUGAGUGAGAUGAUUGCAUUCGCAAACGGGGAUACGACCAGCUCCACUGUGGUGCAUUGGUGUUUGAUGGGCUCUGCGGACAAGCCUGCUUGCUGCAACACAGAUCAGGAGGCACUGUGCAAAUUUCUUUCUCACGCAGUUCCAUUUUUCAGUAGGGGCUAUGAGACGCCACUACUUUACAGAAUGAAAGGGUACGGCCCAGCCUCCUCGUUCGUGAGCUUCGGUUGCUGUUUUUUUCGAAUGCUUCCGCGCAUUCUGCAGCGUAUGGCACAGCGCUCUGACCCUGGCAGUGAGUGCGCGACUUUGGCUGAUGCGCUGAUGACCGAGACAAGUUUUCGACAACCCGGAAAUGAUGGCGCUGACACUGCGGGAGACUUUGAGCACAUCCUGGCAGACGCGCUGGAUAUGAAUAAGAACUAUAGUGCUCAGAACAGCGUUCGGCGGCGGCUGGUUGUUGAGGAGAUCAGCAAACCCAGUUUCCCACGCUCCGUCAUGGCUGUGGAUGCGCUGAUUCAGCCCAUUGAGCAUGGGGUGAACUAUAUGUUGGGCCAUACGAAGAUACUCCAUGACCUUGGGUUUUUGGGGCGUUCCCAUCCCCAGUGCGGCAAGCUUCAAGAGGAGGCCCGGCACAAGUUCCUUCACACAGUCAGUGGCAAUUUCGGCAACACUUUGGUGAAGGAAUAUGUGGAUUUCUUGCAGCGCGGAUUGACAGAGGCAAUCUCCAUGGGAUUGGAAGCACAUCCAGCUCUUUUGAACCAGAUUUUUCAGCUGGUAAUUGUAUGUAUGACUGAUUUGCACCGCAGGCUCGUCUACGAGUUCCGUUUUCCACCCUGGAGUUUGUUUGGCCUGCUUGAUCUCGACACUGCAGGCUUCGUGCAGGCCUGGACGACUCUGCAGGACAAGAAGGGGCGGCUUCUCACAUCAAGGGAGUCCCCAUCUGACCGGAGCGAUCGCCUGGUCAAAGCCACUACAAAAUCCAUUCGGAAGAUUUGUGGCUGGAAUGUUUUCCAGCGAGCCGAGAUGGAGGGUCUGGCCCUGACCGGUGACCAGUACAAGAGCAAGAUCAGGGAGAUCAGCCAGAAGUGGCGCAACAUGAGCCCAGAAGACAAGAGCGCUUUCAAGCUUGAAGCAGAACAUCAACAAAGCAAGCUGGACGCGUUGGCAGCAACACCAUUGCCUUCAUCUUCGUCCGCGCCUGCGCAGGAGGGCGAGGUGUGGCGAAACGCGGCAAAGAAGCUCUCCGCUCGGCGGCUUGCGCUGAACAAGAAUGCGUUUAUGGCCCAUGAACUGUGGACGGCGCCUACCCAACUCGGCAACAGCAGCUUUGUCUGCAACCGUAACACACUUUAA